Molecule: messenger RNA, 918 nt
Organism: Amphibalanus amphitrite
Lineage: Eukaryota; Metazoa; Arthropoda; Thecostraca; Balanomorpha; Balanidae
Product: protein shisa-like-2B
Exons: 5
Source: RefSeq, a predicted model, not a curated record
UGCUGCAGGCGAGAGCUGACCUCGCUAGCUGACCUGCCCGGAGGCACACGACCCGCGCGUGACCUCUGUGACCUCUGCGGAGCGACCCGGCAGCGUCAGAGCGACGGAGCAGAGCGGAGACUCAGCUGGCGACCAUGUCCAUCCAGAUGCAGCUCGGAGAGGACCACGAGGUUCUGAGUCGGGACGCCUUCUGCUCGGGCUACGUGGACAGCUUCGGCAAAUGGAACAACGGCUUCCCGUGCCCGAAGCUGGAGGAGGACGCCGUGUUCUGUUGCGGCACGUUCACGUACCGCUACUGCUGCACCACCAGGGACGAGGCCGACCCCUCCACCUACAGCGACAAUAUGCCGUUGGUGAUGGGCGUCGUGUUCGGCACCAUCAUCACCGUCAUCCUCGUCAUCACGGCCAUCUGCAUCUUCUGGAAGUCCUGCCGCUCCUACAAGAAACGGAGAGCCGAUGGAGGACCCAUGUACCGGAUGCACUCGUCAUCGACGGGCAGCGGCGUGGCCAACAUGUACAGCUACUCGACGGGCUCUCUGGGGAGGCUGGACAGCCGCGGCGGGAUGCUGACGGACGACGAGGACGUGCUGCAGGAGGUGGACGAGGUGGCCGUGACGCACCCCUGCCGGGUCAGCACCAUCAGCACGGUGCCACGCAGCUUCACCUCAGACCGCUGCAACAGAGUCUCGUUCGCCGAUUCUGUGGGUAACAGCUCCAUUUCGACUGCUACCGACAACGAACGACAGCUGUUCAUCGAGCAGUCGGGCGCACCACCGCCUUACAAGCACGCCGACUACCUGGAGCCCGAGCAGCAGCGCAUCAUGACCUUUCCGCGCUCCUUCUCGGCUGGCCAGCCGCGCGAGCUCGACGUCGGGCACUACCAGGUGCCCCGCUCGCCAAACGACGAUACCCUCUACC